GCAACAUUGUCCUGCUGAAUUCUCUUGCUGUAACCUUGUCCGGGGGAGCUGCCACUCUCAGCUCUUUGUCCAGACUACUUCUGCUGCUUCCCAUUCUGAGGAUUGUCAGUUUACCUCUCUGUCCAGAGAACGGAAGCAGCUGCACUGUUUUUGGUGGUUUCUACUUUUGAAAAAGAAGCAGGGAAAAAAGCUAUUGAAAAUGUCGCACAGAAAAGACCUAGAGAAAUACAGAGACCUUGAUGAAGAUGAAAUCUUAAAUAAAAUGACGGAAGAUGAACUGACUGCCUUGGAAGGGGAAUUGCUAGAAUUAGACCCAGACAAUCAGUUGUUGCCUGCGGGAUUAAGACAAAAGGACCAGACCAAAAAAUGUCCAACGGGACCUUUCCAACGAGAUGCGCUCCUAGGUCAUUUAGAGAAAGAAGCUAACGAAAUAAAAGACAGGGACGAUUUGGUACCUUACACCGGAGAAAAAAGAGGAAAGCCAUGGACCCCCAAGAAGAAGCCAGUUGAUCCCAUCCUAGAAAAUGUAACGCUAGAACCCGAGCUUGAAGAAGCUUUGGCAAAUGCUUCUGAUGCAGAACUAUGUGACAUUGCAGCUAUUCUUGGAAUGCACACGCUGAUGAGCAACCAGCAGUAUUAUGAAGCCCUUGCAACAAGUACUAUUGUCAACAAAGAAGGGCUAAACAGCGUCAUCAAACCAACACAAUAUAAACAAGUACCUGAUGAAGAGCCUAAUUCAACAGACGUGGAUGAGACCUUGGAACUUGUAAAGAGCAAUGACCCUGAUCUGGAAGAGGUUAACCUCAACAACAUUAGGAAUAUCCCUAUACCAACUUUAAAGGCCUAUGCUGAAGCUAUGAAAAAUAAUACUCAUGUGAAGAAGCUGAGCAUAGUGGGAACAAGAAGUAAUGAUCCAGUAGCUUUUGCUUUAGCUGAUAUGCUGAAGGUCAAUGGAACACUGAAGAGCUUAAAUGUAGAGUCCAAUUUCAUCAGUGGAACAGGCAUAUUGUCCCUUAUCGAAUCUCUCCAGCAAAAUACUUCCCUGAUAGAACUGAAGAUAGAUAAUCAGAGUCAGCCACUAGGUAAUAAAGUUGAAAUGGAAAUUGCAAGUAUGCUGGAAAAAAAUUCAUCACUUUUGAAAUUUGGCUACCAUUUUACACAGCAAGGACCGAGACUCCGUGCAUCUAAUUCUAUGAUGAAUAAUAAUGACCUUGUGAGGAAGAGAAGGGUGGCUGACUUGGAUGGACCAAUCUAUCCCAAAACCCGAAGUGGGGUGUUCUAGAGCCGAGGAGAAGACUGUACCAUAAAGAAGGACCCCUACCCCUGAUCGUUUAUGCCAGAGAGUGGAAUCUAAAGCAGAGUGAGAACAGAGUAACUGCAUUGUACCUCAGUCCUUUUACAUACAUAAUGCACCUCAAUCCAUGCUGACAGGCAGUUUUUGAGAAAUGUAUUUAAUAGAUCGGGAUCUUUGUUUUGUAGGUUGAAAUAUAUUUCUUUGUAUUCAUACAGAGGUUUUUCACAUAAAAGAAGCAAAAAAUCAUCAUGGAGGUAUCAUCAGAACAGAAUGCACAACUAGUAAACCUGAUCAGAAGGUUUUGCUAUAUUGUGAAUGACCAUUUGAGAUUCCUGGUGUAUUUUUUUGUGAUUAGUAUGCAUUUGCCAAGGUUUCAAUUAUUUUAUCAAUGAAACAAAAAGUCUAGCAAAAGCAUAUGUAGGUGCAGUAAACCUCCUGUGAAGAACACUUCUGUUGGUCUUGAAAAGUUACAAUAAGCCUACAAAACACUGUAUCAUCUAUGGCUCAGUUUUAUAUUAGCGUUUGAUAAAUCCGAUCUUAUCAACACCAUUAUUUUUUUGAUUGCUUUUUAAUCUAACCAAAUAUAAAUUAAAUGCUAAUCCCAUCAAAUGUAAAAAAGCAAAGUAUUGCAGAUUAAAUUGACAACAUUUGUAUAAAUAAUAUUUUAAGAGAUAGUAAACUUUUAUGAUUGAGAUAGAACAUGUAAUUUUAAACAACUUUUUACUUCUGUUAUCAAAUUUUCUUUGUUCUUUUUGUAUCCUUUGUUGAAGAAUACACCAAGGGACAGCAAUGAACUACUGGGUGGUAGUGGAACACUUUAGGUGAGCCAGUGACACGAGGCAUAUAUGUGCAACUAUAAAUCAUCAGCUAGCUCCCGAAAUGUCUUUGCAGCUCCAAAGCCUACCUAGGCAUGCUCUUCAACAAAGUAUACAAAGAGAUCAGCAACAAAUUUGAAAUUUUUUUUAAAUUUGCAUGUCCAAUCAGAACCAUGAAAGUUUAAUUUUGACUUUCCUGUCCCAUUAAGAAAGCAAAACAAAUGCUGAUGACUCAGAAUGUAUUUAGAGCUUGGGUUUCCCUAAAUACACAAAAUAUUUCCUUUAAAGUGAGUUAUAUGAGCAGCUAUAAAGUAUAAAUCAUUAUAGGACAAGUCCUUGCUUUCAAACAAACAGUUGUUAGAAAGGUAUAACAUAAGAUUUAUGACACUACAGAUUUAACAAACCAACAUAAAAGAAUAUGCGCCUUCUCUUGAGAACAAUAGUCCUAAAAUUUAAUAAGCUAUAUUAUGCUACAUUUAUGAAAGUAGACAAUUUGGUCCCAUUGCCGCCACAUUCAUAUUUGUCAGUGUUAUUUAGCAUUAGAACAAUUACAAAUGUACUGUACAUUGCUUCAAAGCCAUCCAGCCUUAUUAAAUUAUGUAUGAUGUGCUUGUGUGUUCCCUUUCAUAUGUUUGCAAUAAUAUUGAAAAUGUAGUUUAUUGCAAUAAAUAUAGAGAAAAAUAGAGAAUGUUAAUAGCAUUGUAUAUUAUAGAUGACAAUUGUCAAUGGGGUUAAUCUUUCAAAUAUCUGUAAAUCUACAAAUCAACCAAUAGUUUAAAUCAGGGUUCUUCAGUCUUUUUUCCCCCACGACCCAGUGCAAUGAUACCACAUUCCUUUGCUAAAAUGUGUGUGUACUUUAUUCCUAACUUUAGUCAGACUUUAACGUGUUGUAAAAGGUAAUAACACACACACUCUCAUACAAUACACUCACACAAUCUAAUAUAAAACACACAUAUACCACACAAUUUCAUACAACAUACACAUACCGCACACACUCUCAUACAACACAUAUACACACAACACACACUCUCAUACAACACACACAUUCUCAUAUAACACACAUAUACACCACACACUUUCAUACAACACACACAUACCACACACACUCUCAUACAAUACACACACACACUCUAAUAUAAAACACACACACACCACACAAUUUCAUACAACAUACACAUACCGCACACACUCUCAUACAACACAUAUACACACAACACACACUCUCAUGCAACAAUCACAUUCUCAUAUAACACACAUAUACACCACACACUUUCAUACAACACACACAUACCACACACACACUCUCAUACAACACAUACACAUACCACACACUCUCUCAUACAACACACACACACUCUCAUGCAACACACACUCUCAUAUAACACACAUACCACACACUUUUAUACCACACACUUUUAUACAACACACACAUACCGCACACACUCUCAUACAACACAUAAACACACCACUAACACUCUCGCACAACACACACACACUCUCAUGCAACACACACUCUCAUAUAACACACAUACCACACACUUUUAUACCACACACUUUUAUACAACACACACAUACCACACACACUCUCAUGCAACACAUAAACACACCACUAACACUCUCUCAUACAACACACACACACUCUCAUGCAACACACACUCUCAUAUAACACACAUACCACACACUUUUAUACCACACACUUUUAUACAACACACACAUACCACACACACUCUCAUACAACACAUAAACACACCACUAACACUCUCGCACAACACACACACACUCUCAUAAAACACACACACUUUCAUAUAACACACAUAUACACCACACACUUUCAUGCAACACACACACUCUCAUACAACACAUUCUGAUAUAACACACAUAUUAACCACACACACUCUCAUACAACACAUACACAAACUCUCAUAUAACACACAUAUACACCACACCCUUUCAUACGACACACACAUACUGCACAGACUCUCAUACAACACACACAUACACCACACACUUUCAAACAACACGCACACUCAUAUAACACACACAUGCCACACACUUUCAUACAACACACACACACAAGUCGCGACCCAGUAAACAUGGUGUUGCAACCCAGUAAUUAGGCAAACCGUGGUUUGAAGAACCCUGGUUUCAAUAUUACAAAAUGAUUAAGAAUUUUAGAUAACUGUUGUUUAGCUUUUGUUUUUGUGCUGUAUUUCAUUGCAUUAUCCUAUCUGUAUGAUGUAUGGGCAGGCACUUUUAUAAUAAUAAAAUAUUAUAAUCUG
Messenger RNA from Bombina bombina (fire-bellied toad), 4388 nucleotides. RefSeq names its product tropomodulin 1 (gene TMOD1). Gene Ontology annotation, molecular function: tropomyosin binding. Bases 200 to 1282 code for a protein of 360 amino acids. The transcript is spliced from 10 exons. NCBI's taxonomy places the organism in Eukaryota, Metazoa, Chordata, Amphibia, Anura, Bombinatoridae. Gene Ontology annotation, cellular component: myofibril; striated muscle thin filament. Gene Ontology annotation, biological process: muscle contraction; pointed-end actin filament capping; myofibril assembly. The record is from RefSeq and is a predicted model, not a curated record.